UCAUCUCUCUUCUCUAAAUAAAAUUCACUUGCUCGUCGCUUCUCCUCCCAAAUCCAGCAACAGCAUGUCGGCGGCGGUGGCUUCUUCGUCUUCCCUGGAACCGGGCCAGAGCUCCAACCGCCGCAUGGCGGCGAAGGAGGAAUCCGAGGAUGUACCCAUGGACAACUCCGAUGGGGACGCCGACCAGUCCGAUGAUUGCAGCCCCAUGGCCUUGCGCUCUCCAGGCGCCGGCGCUGCUGCUGCGGCUAGAAAGAAAAAGGCUGUGCAGAGCCAUAGGCAGAGAGUGACUGCUGGUUUUUGCUUUUAUUCAAGCUUGUCCCUCAGAAAACCACCCGCCAUACCUCGGUUGGAGGGGGCUUUCGAAAAGGAUUCUGCUAAGCAGCUUGGGGAAGCUUGGGCCAAGUUUUUCCAUGCCAAUGGCAUUCCUGUGGAGAAAGCCGACUGCCCGUACUUCCGGGAGGCCAUGAGGUUGACACAACAGCUUGGGGACAGUGUUCAGCGCAUCCCUACAGGGUCAGAGAUAGAUGGACCGUAUCUGCAGUCUGAGUAUGACGAACUGGAGGAGUAUGUGGCAGGACUCAAAUGUCAUUGGGAACUGCACGGUGUGAGUGUCCUGUGUGAUUCUUGGACAGGGCCUUCUGGGACAAGCAUCGUGAACUUCAUGAUCGCCUGUGACGGGCGCAUGUUCUUCCAUAAGUCUGUUGAUGCCACCGGUCAACUUCACAAUGCCCAGUAUAUCUAUCAGCACAUCAGGGAGGUGGUUGUGGAGGACAUUGGACAAGGCUUUGUAGUUCAAAUUGUGACAGAGAAUGGAUCCAGUCUCAAGGAAGCGUGCGAACAACUCAUCAAGGAGUAUCCACGCAUUGUUUGGCAGCCAUGUGCAGCUCACACUGCUAAUCUCAUGCUGGAGGACAUCGGAAAUAUCCCCAAGGUUGACGCAGUGGUCUCUAGUGCCAAGCGGAUAUGUAGGUUCUUCUACAAUCAUUCUGAACUGCACGAUCAAAUGAAAACCAAGAUUGGUGGAGAGUUGAUCCAACCUAAUGCUGCAAGGUUUGGAACUGACUUUAUGUUCCUACAAAGUUUCUGGGAUAGCAAAGACAAGCUCAGGCAGUGGGUGGUCUUAGAUGAGUGGUCAGAUAGCUCUUGGAAUAAGGAGCCAGAUUAUGACUACACGUACGACUCCUUAGUAAGCUCGUCUUGGUGGGAAGAUGUGAAGUGGGUGCUAGAUAUAACUCGGUCACUUUAUGCCGUACUUAGGCACGCGGAUUCACAAAAGACUACACUUUCUGUAUUUAUGCCUAGGAUGACUGCCGCUAGGGAUGAAAUGCAAUCUCUUUUCCAGAUGGGGUCAGAAGAUUGGAAGAAUGUCAUGGAUGUGGUGGACAAGAAGGUCGCAGAUAUAUACAAAGACAAUUUUAUGAUUGCAGCUGGUGUGCUUGAUCCUGAGGCCCACUACAAGUAUGAUCUUGCCAGCAAUCCAGAUUACAUGCAAGCAUUCAAGAUGACAAUUCAGAAGUGCAGGGGGAUGACUCCGGGCAGGGUCAUGAUGACACGCUCUAGCCGAAAUGACGAAAACAAAGCCGGCAUGGUCAAGCAUGCAAGCAUCGUAAAGCCAAGUUAACACUAAGCCGGCAUACCGAGUAUAUGUCGGCACGACUAUCUUAUUUUAUGAGUUUGCAGGAUAACGACAAGCCCCUUGAUCUCGGCCCGUGCCGAGAUCCUUCAACGGUCUUAUCCUGACCACGCGGCGCAAAGAAAAGCAGCGUCAUUAUUAUUGCGGGAAAAGCAGUGGUCGCUUAUGUAGCCGUGCCAGGUGACUGCACAAAAGAAGCACCGAAAGAGAAUUUCUGAUGGGAACCGGCGGAGGUCAAUAGUACUUGUUGCAGGGUGCCAGAGAAAGUAAAGUUGUCUUAUGCCCUGCGGUGCCACUCGGAGGGAACCAAGCUGCGUGCUAGGCGGGGCCUAAGGAAGGUGACGUUUGUACUCGGUCAACAUGUUAGUGUGACAUGGGCUGCUUAUAAAUAGAGCACCACCCCUCUGUGGAGAAAGGGAGGGAACACUUAGUCAUUUAGGGUUUCCUUUUCUUUUUCUUCCUCCUCAAGAAUACAGUUCAAGGAGCGCCAUUGCAAGAGCUUGUCUAUCUCGGCUAAUACAAAAAAGCAGAAGUAAGAGUCUUACCUUGGCAAGAGGGUUCUGAACCUGGGUAAAUCGCGGUGUGCUUGUGUA
This is a messenger RNA of Brachypodium distachyon (stiff brome), 2226 nucleotides long. RefSeq lists its product as uncharacterized. Lineage: Eukaryota; Viridiplantae; Streptophyta; Magnoliopsida; Poales; Poaceae. The transcript is spliced from 3 exons. The coding region runs from base 65 to 1621 and encodes 518 amino acids. The record is from RefSeq and is a predicted model, not a curated record.